This is a messenger RNA of Carica papaya (papaya), 2142 nucleotides long. The record is from RefSeq and is a predicted model, not a curated record. NCBI's taxonomy places the organism in Eukaryota, Viridiplantae, Streptophyta, Magnoliopsida, Brassicales, Caricaceae.
AAGAAGGCUAUUUCGUAUGAGCCGCCGGGAAGAAACAUUUACAAAAAGGUGAUGAAUGCUAACCUCUUACUAUCUUCAAACCCUUCAACUCUGUGCCAAACAUCGGACCAUCUCCACCGCCAAGACCCUCCAUGCGCAGAUCCUGAGGCUUGGUUUACACCUCUUUGGCCCUUUACCCAACUCCCUGAUCGAUGUUUACGGCAAAUGCGGCUUCCUUCGCGAUGCCCUGUACUUGUUCGACGAAACGCCUCACAGAGACCAUGUUUCCUGGGCCUCAAUUCUCACUGCUUACAACCAAGCUGACCUCCCAGGCAGAACUCUCUCCAUCUUCCCCACCAUGUUUUCUCGUGACAGCUUGCAUCCAGACCAUUUCGUCUUCGCUAGCCUGGUUAAGGCCUGCGCUAGUUUUGGUGCUAUCAGGCAGGGCAAGCAAGUGCAUGGCCGGUUCAUUGUUUCGUGUUUUUCGGAGGAUGAUGUUGUUAAGUCGUCUUUGGUUGAUAUGUAUGCAAAGUUUGGAUUGCCUGAUAGUGCUCGUGCUGCUUUUGAUUCCAUUGAACAGAAGAAUUCGAUUUCCAGGACAGCAAUGAUAUAUGGAUAUGCUAGAAGCGGAAGGAAGAAGGAAGCAAUUGAGUUCUUUCAGAGAUUGGCAGUUAGGAAUUUGUUUUCCUGGACUGCUUUGAUAUCCGGGUUGGUGCAGAGUGGGAAUGGGAUUGAAGCUCUUUGUUUGUUUAUUGAAAUGAGAAGAGAGGGGGUUGGGAUUGUAGACCCUUUAGUUCUUUCGAGCAUUGUUGGUGCUUGUGCUAAUUUGGCUGCGCUGGAGCUUGGAAAGCAGGUUCAUGGCCUUGUUAUCCGUAUUGGCUAUGAGUCUUGCUUGUUUGUAAGUAAUGCAUUCGUGGACAUGUACGCCAAAUGUAGUGAUAUAUUAGCAGCAAGAAGCAUCUUCCAUGCAAUGCAGCGUAGAGAUGUUGUUUCUUGGACGUCAAUUAUAGUCGGGAUGGCUCAGCAUGGGCGAGCUGACAGAGCAUUGAGCUUAUAUGAUAAUAUGGUCUCAGCUGGAAUAAAGCCAAACGAAGUGACCUUUGUGGGAUUGAUUUAUGCUUGUAGCCAUGUCGGGUUGGUCAAAAAAGGCCGUGAGCUUUUCAAAUCAAUGAUUGAAGAUUACAGAAUCCGACCUUCAUUGCAGCACUAUACAUGCUUGUUAGAUCUUCUUGGUAGAUCGGGGCUCCUCGAUGAGGCUGAGUCUCUACUUCAAGCAAUGCCAUAUGAGCCUGAUGAGCCAACAUGGGCAGCCUUCUUAAGUGCUUGCAAGCACCAUGGGAACACCAAAAUGGCUAUUAAGGUGGCUGAUCAUUUAUUUAACUUGAAACCAGAAGACCCUUCAACAUAUAUACUCUUAUCCAAUAUCUAUGCUGGUGCUUCUAUGUGGACUAGGGUAUCGGAGUUGAGGAGGAAAAUGGGGUUACUGGAAGUCAAAAAGGAACCAGGGUAUAGCUCCAUUGACAUUGGGAAGGACAGCCAAGUGUUUUAUGCUGGAGAGACAUGUCAUCCUCUUAAGGAGGAGAUAUUUUGUUUGCUCAAGGAGCUGGAUUCUGAGAUGAGAAGAAAAGGGUAUGUUCCUGAUACCAGCUUUGUUUUACAUGACAUGGAGCUGCAAGAGAAGGAAAGACAGCUUUUCUGGCAUAGUGAGCGGUUGGCUGUGGCCUAUGGGCUGCUUAAGGCUGUUCCGGGAACAACUAUAAGGAUAGUAAAAAAUCUUCGCAUUUGUGGGGACUGCCAUACUGUUCUAAAAUUCAUUAGCGACAUUGUGAAGAGAGAAAUUAUUGUUCGGGAUGCCACUAGAUAUCACCAUUUCAAGAAUGGAAAAUGUUCUUGCAGUGAUUUUUGGUGAUAGCAUAUGAUUGCCGUGGGAAUCUUGUCUUGUUUUCGUAUAAUUCGUUGAUCUUGAAGACUCUUAUUUUAUGUAGGUUCUUUGGAGAUUCCGUUUGAUGCUUGCCUAAUCAUCUCCUGGAGUUCACCUUCAAUCUUUGCUUCACUCUUUACAGAGAAAUCGAGUGGAAGAUCCCAGAGCAUCACGGGACGGUGAGGUGCUGCAACAAGUGUCAUGGGCACGCCAGCCCAAUGGAAGUCAUGUUUGGCACCAGA